Fraxinus pennsylvanica is the source of this 666-nucleotide messenger RNA. The record is from the annotation of a GenBank genome assembly. NCBI's taxonomy places the organism in Eukaryota, Viridiplantae, Streptophyta, Magnoliopsida, Lamiales, Oleaceae.
AUGGCACCGAUAUUUGAUCUUGUGCGAGAUAUCAACGUCACGAAGACUAGCUGGGCGCUGGAAGUGCGUGUUAUCCGCGUUUACGAGCUGCUGAAGUUCACAAAUCCGAAAACAUAUAGCUUGGAGUUCAUUUCACAUGACAGUAAAAUCUAUAUCUUCAAGCAUUUCAAUGAUAUUUUGAAUGCAACUAAUGUUAAUAAUUCUGAGUUGUUCGAUGUUAUUGGAGAGGUAGUUGGUAGAGACGUGCCAAAAACUAAGGAAGUUUCCGAGCGAAUGGCGAAGCUCAUAGACAUCGAGAUCGAGGACCUUGAGAAAAAUCAGCUUCCGUGUACGUUAUGGGGUGACUUCGUUGACGAAGUUGAUGCUAAGUUAGCUGAAAAUAAUGGAGAACCUGUAAUUCUAUUGCUACAAAUGUGUCGUGCAAAGGGUUUGAAUGGGGUAUAUAGAGUCUGCAACACAUUUCACGUAACUAAAAUGAUAAUCAACGGUAGUUGUGACGAGGUGACUGAUUUUCGUAGCAAGCUGUUGGAUGGAAUGGAAACAAGCUCUCAAAGAGUCAGUCUCCUAUCUUCGUCUACUGUUUACACGGUGUCAGGUGAUCUUGAGAUGGGGAAUGCUGAAAUUAGAACCAUUGACCAAUUAACAUCCGCUGGGGAGGUAAAAUAA